AGCCCUGCCACCAAUUUGUUGCCUCAUAUUAAUGCCUCAGGAUUGGCAUCUCGGCUUUUAGUUUCGCCGGUGCCGAGAGAGCUCCCCUCCCUACCUACCUACUUUACAUGUAAGCUACGGAGAUAGCCACCUACAGCCUGGUCCGCAAUCCUCCAACAACUAUGCAAGCAUGCCUCCAUCACCAACAGGGAAGUCUGGUAAAGGAGUGUCACGAGAGCCCCCGCCGUCUCUCUUCCUAGGCCCGCCAUCCCAAAAUGCCUCCCAUGUCUCAAUCCCCGGCGGCACUCUCACUCAGCCGCCUACGAAUACAUCGACUCUGAGCCCCUCCCGCGUGCCUCUCACCCGCCAGCUCUCCUCCCUCUCGACACGCCUGCCCGCGCGGAACAACGUAGACGGCCAACCCGACAGCGGCGUCGCCGGCUCGCUGCCGCGGUCCGGCUCGCGGCAGAAGCAGGAGUCAGAGGUCAAGAAGCAGGCCGAUCGCACCGAUGCGCUGUGGGCCGAGAUGCAGAGCACGCUGGAGGAGGUAGAGCUGAGCGCGACCAACGGGGCGCAUGUCUUCGGGCCCGAGCAUAGCAAGGCGCUGGAUGAACUGCGAGCGGCGCAGAUCCAGUUGGCGCAGGCGUGGGCGAGGAGCGAGGCGGACGAUGUGGUGGAGAGCGCGGAUAAGGAGAGUAAGGGGGUAGGGUCGAGGAUUGGGGGCGGAAUGCUGGAUACGCUGGGUGUGGAGGGGGGGAAGGCGAGCACGGCGGCGAGUGCGACGGGGAGUAGUGGGAUUGCGGCGGCGGAGAGGAUGAGUAGUAAGUUGGCGGAGGAGACGGAGUCGGAUAUCCUGCUGGCGAGGAAGAGGAGGGAGGCCAAUGAUAGGUAUUUCCAGAGAGUGAAUGAUGGGGUGUUGAAUGUGGUUGCGAAGUUGGAGGAUGUGGCUGGUGCGAUGCAGCUCGUUGAGCGGGAGAGCCGGGAUAUAUGGGGAGAAGAUGAAAGCGCAACCGCAAGCCUGAGUGGAGGAUGAUUUGUGAGCAUGCUGGGUCAUCUUUCUCUUAUUCUGAGUAUUAGCGAUGGCGUUGGCAUUCAUGGGACUUGGGCGCAUCAGGUGGAAAUGGUUGGCAUGACUCGAUAUUCUGUAUUAUAUGUAUCUCAUUGUUGUACUGCAAAUACGCAGAUUGGCCGCUG
Amorphotheca resinae ATCC 22711 is the source of this 1173-nucleotide messenger RNA. RefSeq lists its product as hypothetical. The transcript has a single exon. The record is from RefSeq and is a predicted model, not a curated record. The coding region runs from base 170 to 1012 and encodes 280 amino acids. NCBI's taxonomy places the organism in Eukaryota, Fungi, Ascomycota, Leotiomycetes, Helotiales, Amorphothecaceae.